AUGGGUUCUACUCUUGAGUCUUUUGAUGAAUUGUUGAGUUUGGAAUUCUUGGACUUGUCAAGAAAUAAUCUAUCUGGAGAGAUUCCCAAAUCCUUAGAAAAACUUCGUUAUCUCAAAUAUUUCAAUGUCUCUUUUAAUAGACUUGAAGGAGAAAUUCCUGAAGGACGAUUAUUUGGAAACUACACAACCGAAUCAUUUAAGGGUAGUGAAGCCUUGUGUGGUGCAACUCGACUUCAUGUUCCAAACUGCAAAACUAGACCUCUUAGAAAUUCCAAGGCAAAAACUAAGCUGAAGCUCAUAAUAUAUGUAGCUCUGCCAAUUGCCUCCACAAUUUUGAUUGUUGCUCUGAUAAUCAUUAUCGUACAAAAUAAGAGGAGGAAAGACAAAUUGCCAACUCAAUAA
This is a messenger RNA of Gossypium arboreum, 402 nucleotides long. RefSeq names its product receptor-like protein 11. Lineage: Eukaryota; Viridiplantae; Streptophyta; Magnoliopsida; Malvales; Malvaceae. The coding region runs from base 1 to 402 and encodes 133 amino acids. The record is from RefSeq and is a predicted model, not a curated record. Gene Ontology annotation, molecular function: protein binding. The transcript has a single exon.